Cylicostephanus goldi is the source of this 605-nucleotide messenger RNA. NCBI's taxonomy places the organism in Eukaryota, Metazoa, Nematoda, Chromadorea, Rhabditida, Strongylidae. The record is from the annotation of a GenBank genome assembly.
GGCCCGCGUAUGUCAGCGGGAUCCUCCCGAAUCCUCGCAAAGCGAGUUCCACAGAAGAUCUGCGAGGUAACGGAAGAUGUGCAAGAUUGGGAGAACCAUCUCAUUUUGCGAGUUCCAAAUGAUGUUGCAGGCCGGGUGGGUGUUCGAGUUAUUUUUGAAUCAUUUUUCUCUUUUGUUCUCCUUUUUCAAGCCUAUUUGACAGGGUGUUGUGCGGUUCCAGAUCUGCUUUCAGAAUCGGAUUUUUACCGGAAUUUUUCUCCAGUACAUCUUAUAACACGUUUUCAUAUUAUUCGCAUUCAGGUGGAUGCGAUGCUUGCUGAAAGCCAGAAUAAAGAAAUAGAUGACUUAGCUGUCCAGUUCACUUCUACAGACAUGAGACACGCCAAUGUACGACUUGGAACACAUAUUAUGAGUGCAAAAAUCUAUGAUCUACCUUGUAUCACCGAGGUCACCAAAACCCUUGACAAGAAAACGCUGUACAAAGUUGCUGAUCUGUCCCAGAUUGUUGUGUGUAGCCAUGAUUUAUCAGUCGAUCCUGCUGAAUCACAAAUAAAGCCAGGGAGUAAGAAGGUAUGUCGGAAUGUCAAUCUACAUCUGUCGUGAAU